Molecule: messenger RNA, 1756 nt
Organism: Xiphophorus maculatus (southern platyfish)
Lineage: Eukaryota; Metazoa; Chordata; Actinopteri; Cyprinodontiformes; Poeciliidae
Product: polymeric immunoglobulin receptor-like
Exons: 7
Coding region: 43-1014 (323 amino acids)
Source: RefSeq, a predicted model, not a curated record
AAGAGCUUCGAUAGAAGGAUCAGGAAACAUCAGAGCUUUAGCAUGAUGGCCGGUCGCAUCUUGUUCUGCUGCUUCAUCCUCUCUCUGCAGGUUGGGAACAACAGAUCUAUAGAAGAAAUUGGACGUUACUAUUGGCUACCUGGAGAAGACCUUGACAUUACAUGCUACAAUCUCUCACCAGGACCACGGCGGAUUUUCUGUCAAGGAGAAAAUGUUCUUCUUAACACAACAUCUAAUAAAGCAGCAAGAGGAAGAAGCAGCAUUAAAUAUUCUGAAAGAGUUUGUGACAAGUCUUACAAUCUAACUGUAAGAGUCUCCAAUUUGACCCUUUCUGACUCAGGACUGUACAGAUGUGGACUGACUGAUUCUCCUUCUACAUUCAUAAAAUUCAAAGCUUUUGUUGCAGAAGAUCUGCUGGAUGGAAGCAAAGAUCAUCACCUCCAUAAAGAAGCUGGCAGCUCACUGACAGUCGCCUGUUCCUUCAAUUUCUCUGGAAAAACCAAAUAUUUCUGCAGAGGAGAAUGUGAAGAAGGAGAAAACAUUCUUGUUUACACCGAUGGAGUCAGAGCUCAGAGCAGCAGAUACAGCAUUGGACAUGGCAAACACAAAUCUUCAGCUGUUUUUUAUGUCACCAUUAAAAAUCUGACCACGUCUGACUCCGGACGAUACAGAUGCCUUUCAUAUUUAAGCUCUAGGAAAAAUUCAUAUGUGGAUUUUAACGUCUCCGUCUCCGAUGCAGUCUUCACUCCUGCAGCACCUCAGCUCCCAUCCAGCCACUAUGUUCCUGUGGUCGUUGGUGUGACUCUGGCUGCCAUGAUGGUUCUGAUCCCAGCAGUUCUGCUGGUUUCCUGCAGGAGAAGAUCUGUGAGAGAUUCAAGGAGGAGAGGAGACGAUGGAAUAAAGAUGGAGAACGUCGGAUAUAAGAACGUUUCCUCUCAGGACUCAACCUACCAGAAUCUCAGUCCUGCUACCACAGACCAGAACCAGAUCUACUCUACGCCCACACAGCCCUGAUAAGACCCUGGACUCAGGUUCUGGACUCGGGUUCUGGACUCUGGUUCUGGAUCUCAUGACUGCAGUUUGUUCAGUGAAUCUGAAACCAGAAGAAAGUUGGAUUUAGAAACUGAGCCUCAGUCUUUACUCUGUAUUUGCUUCAGCUGCUUUAUAAUCGCAGAUUAGAUUUUUUUAAAGUUGGAAUAUUUUUAAAGCUUUUAAACUUUUGUGAAGAUAAAUUGCUGAUUUGCUUGAAUUGAAAUUUUGCAGCAGAAAAACAAUUUUGUUUAAAAGUUUGUUUUUCUAUUUUCAUUGAUUUUUGCGUAUCCUUAAGAGCUGUUAGGUUGGACAGUGCAUGUGCAAUAACACCUUCACCAUAUUUAGCUGUAACAUAAGUUAAGCAGGAAGUACAAAUCAUAACACCAACUCCUUUAUAGAAGCUUUCAGUUCACCCAGCACUGUUCUGUCCUGUAGAGCCAUAAGCUUCACUCAGUUAACUCAACUUUAACUUGUUCUAAGAAAACUGCAGCAUCAUCAGUUGAUUUAAAACCAUAACUCAUGGUUUCAAAGUGCAGCACAAUUUUCCCUACUAUUACGGAUGGAAAGAGGUCUGUAAAACAAGUCCAGACCAUGUUUUACAGACCACUCAGUACUGGAGACUCAGUGACUCAGGGAGGCAAAAAAUACAAUAGAAAAGGUGAUUUCUCUGCUGCUGCGGUCGACCAAUCAGAUGUUUAGGUUUUAGGUUUUUAGUAACACACAA